Erythranthe guttata (spotted monkey flower) is the source of this 999-nucleotide messenger RNA. The record is from RefSeq and is a predicted model, not a curated record. NCBI's taxonomy places the organism in Eukaryota, Viridiplantae, Streptophyta, Magnoliopsida, Lamiales, Phrymaceae.
AUGGAGGAAAACAAGGCAUUGAUGGCAGUUGUAGUGAUACAAUCAAUAUAUGCUGGAUAUUUCGUGCUUACUAAGCUCGCUUUCGAUGUCGGAAUGAAUACUUUCGUCUUCGUUUUCUACAGACAAGCUGCUGCCACUCUUUUCUUGGCCCCCAUUUCCUUCUUCUUCCUAAUUAGAAUAACGAUGAGCUUAGAUGUUGUUGGUGUGGCUUUGAAGUACAGUAGUGCUUCUUUGGGAGCUGCAACUUCCAAUACUCUUCCUGUUAUCACUUUCUUUCUUGCUGUUUUAUUCAGGAUGGAGAAGGUGAAUAUAAAGACAAGUCCAGGAAUUAUGAAAAUUGCAGGAGUGGUCCUUUGCAUAGGAGGAGUGGCAACAAUUGCUUUUUACAGAGGCCCUUUAUUGCAAAUACUAAUGCACCAUCACUUGAUUAACAUUAAUCACUUAUCAGAUCAGCAAUUAUUAAUCCAGCACCAAAUCCCUGAUACCAAAACCUGGAUUAAGGGUGUCUUUCUCAUGCUGCUUUCCAACAUUACUUGGGCAUUGUGGCUUGUUUUACAGGGGCGAGUACUAAAGAGCUAUCCUUCGAAGCUGCUGUUGACAACAAUGCAGUGCUUAAUGAGCACAGUACAGUCAUUCAUAGUAGCUUUAGCAUUUGCAAGAAAUCCUGCCCAGUGGAAACUUGGAUGGAAUAUCAGGCUUAUUUCAGUUGCCUACUGUGGAAUAGUGGUGACUGGUAUUACAUUUUACCUACAAGCAUGGGUGAUUGAGAAGAAGGGUCCAGUCUUUCUAGCCAUGACCACUCCACUAAUCAUGGUUAUUACAAUCAUCAUUUCUGCAUUCAUCUUUGGUGAAAUUAUUACUUUCGGAAGUAUUUUGGGAGCGCUUCUAUUGGUUGGAGGGCUUUAUUUCGUGCUAUGGGGAAAGACCAAGGAGGAAGCAAGGGCAAAACAGUCAAUUCAAGGGACCAACGACGACGUCGAGAAAGCGUGUGAAGGAUGA